UCGCACAAUGGUGCAAGUGAGCUCACCAAGAGUUUCUAGUGGGAGUGCGAGCCAGACCACCCUGAGAGCCGCAGCAGUGAGCUCCUCAUUACAAGAAAGCGAGUGAGUGGUGGAGAGGAGGUAGCACAGAUGUGUAACGAAGUCAAGGUGAUUGGGAAGGAAGACCAAGGAAGACCGAGAGAGACUGGUCGAGGAGCUCAGAAACACAACAGGGUGCUUUCAAGUGGAGUUUUCUGUUACAGCAAGCCUGGGGAUGCAGUCAGUCCUGAUGAUACCUUAUAACAGACUAAGGAUCAUGAGAAGAAUGCUGGGACCUAACAUCAAAAUUGCUUCUGAGAAGAAAAUGAGAGAAGAAAAUGAGAGCAGAGGCAGAGUCACUGGCAGGGGUUGAUAACCUUAAGUCUGAGCUUGUUCCAUUCACAUUCCCUGUCAUGGAAGACACACAGUUGAGAUUAAAAACGUUCCCAUGUGCAGCACCCCAAACCUCUGGGAUAAGAUUGAAAGUAUGCUCAACUUUAAUGAUGAUGCAGAGAGAAGAGUGCACCGACUAACCUGGCACGAAGGGAGGAUACCCGAGAAUGAAAUCUGGGUAAAGCUGUGUGGAGACAAGGGAGGAGGGAGCUUCAAGAUGAGUUUUCAAAUAUGCAAUGUUGAUCACCCCAACUCCCCUGUCAACACCUGUGCUUUUUGCGUGUUUGAGGCGCCUGAUAACAUAACAAACCUCAAAAUUGCACUGGAGCGAUUUCAGGAUCAGGUGGACAACCUUCACAAGAGAACAUGGAGGUACAACAUGGAGAGGAAACACAAUCCGGGUCUUCCUAAGUGGCGACUAUGAGUUCUUGUGCUAUAUGUUUGGGCUGUCAGGUGCUUCAGGUAAAACUAACAACUUAGUUAUACAUACCUUUCACACAAAAAAUUGAAUAGGUCGACAUAACUGCUUGUGGUGCUUGGUGACAUCGGACCAACUGAAGAACCCUCCCGCCAAUAUUCCGAGCAGAAGUACUGAUAGUAUCGUACAAGAUCACCAGAGAUUUCUUGCAGCUGGAGGGAAACCGAAAAAUGUGAAAAAUUUCAACAACUGCAUCAGAGAACCAUUCUUUAAGGGUAUUCCUUUGAAUCAAGUAAGACUGCUACACUGUAUUAACUCACCCAUGACUUUAUUCCUAAAAUGAUGUUGAUUUGCCCACCAGGACUCCACAUAACUCUAGGCAUAUUCUAUCGCCUCUUCCAGUUGCUAGAAGAUGAGUGCCAUGUGCUGGACGUGGCUGUUCGAGAUGAGGAGGAUAGUUGCGACAAGGGGGGCCCCAGUUACUCCAACUAUGUGGGCGACGUUACUAGAGCGAGGAUCCUCAAAGAUGAGAUAGACAGGGCAAAUGAACAGAUCGAUCAACUCAAUGAUCUAAUAGCCAUAUUCGUACUGUUUGGUGAGGAUGAGGAGCUGCAAGCCCUCCGCUCAGAGUUAGAAGAAAUCGCUACGAAAGUAAAUAAACUGGACACUGAAUGGACCAAAGCAAAUGCAUUAACAACAAAGCUGUUCAAGCGAGAGGACGGUCCCUUUGUAAAAGCCCUAGAUAUCGCACUAGAUGGCUUCAAUGUGCGACGACAGGCCUAUUAUGGAGGAACGUUUGUGGGAAACCACGUCCACCUCAAGCCUGAGAACACGGUGACUCUCUGCAAUGCGGUGUUUACAGCAGGACAUUAUCGUCCUGCUAUCAUGCAGCGAGCUGAGAGGAUACACAGGAAAUAUUCUGUGGUGUUUGCUCUAUUCCACAACUGCGAUGAAUUGUAUAACAAGCCAUACAGCAUAACUGACAAAGAAAUUGCUCUUCUAGGCACACACAUCUCUACCUUCAUGAGCUUUUAUCGGGAGCAAUUUCCCGAUGCAAGUGUGAUUCCCAAAGUGCACAUGCUUGAAACGCAUGUGGUUGACUGGCUUAACGAGUGGCGAGUGGGAUUGGGAUUGAUGGGAGAGCAAGGAGCUGAGUCCAUUCAUGCCUAUUUCAACAAUAUAAAGGCAUCAUCCCGAAUGGUGUAGACAGAUUAAGAUGCAUGAUGAGACAGCACUUCGUACACGUUGCACCAUCAACCAUUGCAUGCAGACGUCCCCCUCAAAAGAGGAGAAAGACCAAAUUAUGAUUAUUUUUUAUACAUAUAUAUGUACGUACAUAUGUAUGUACGUACUU
Messenger RNA from Halichondria panicea, 2183 nucleotides. RefSeq lists its product as uncharacterized. Lineage: Eukaryota; Metazoa; Porifera; Demospongiae; Suberitida; Halichondriidae. The transcript has 8 exons. The record is from RefSeq and is a predicted model, not a curated record. The coding region runs from base 1169 to 2035 and encodes 288 amino acids.